This is a messenger RNA of Trypanosoma cruzi, 1164 nucleotides long. RefSeq names its product mucin-associated surface protein (MASP), putative. Bases 1 to 1164 code for a protein of 387 amino acids. The transcript has a single exon. Lineage: Eukaryota; Euglenozoa; Kinetoplastea; Trypanosomatida; Trypanosomatidae. The record is from RefSeq and is a predicted model, not a curated record.
AUGGCGAUGAUGAUGACUGGCCGUGUGCUGCUGGUGUGUGCCCUCUGCGUGCUGUGGUGCAUCGUUGCUGCGGUGAAUGGUGGUGCUGUUGCCGCAAUGGAAAGUGAAGAAGAAUCCGAGCGUUUACCGUCUGGACGUCAAGACGGCGAUGGAAGGGGUCACCAGGAAUCAGAGGAUUCAGUCCAGCAAGAGUCCGAGACCGCAAAUGAAUCGUUGGGUGCCGGAAAAGGGAAGAGUCCUAAAAAGCAGGAUGGAGUUGUCUCCACACAACCAAUAAAUUCCGACAGAACGGUCAUAGAAACGGAAACAGAAAGGGGUAAAAGUAAAGAAGAGGGGAGUAAAGAAACAACGGGGAGGAUUGUAACUCCAAAGAGGGAUGAAAAGAUAACCGAAUUAACAUCAACGACAGAAGAAGAUCGAAAAAAGGCAUCUCCACCGGCUGAAAGAGCACAAACAAAGGACGAAAUCACGCCGGGAGUAACGCCACCCGCAAAAAAUGAAAACUCAGCAGGAAUUUUAAGUGCAACGCCAGGAAAAGCAAUGGUCAUCCCUGAAGGUAAUUCCAAACAAUCAGAAGGAGGAACAAAUCCAGCAAAUGGAUUGGCAACAGCAAUGCCAUCAACAAAAAAAGGGGAAGCUCCAGAGGCACUAACAUCACAACCCACAAAAAAUGAAAAAGCAGAAGGAGAUUCAACAGUAAGAAGAAAUACUGAAAAACCCAUCCCUGAGGUUACCGCCUCCGUGCAAAAAACAGAAAUUCUCCUGGACGACGAGGAGGUAACAAGCAAUCAACGAAAUGAAGACCUUGCAUCAACCACCGGCAACCAAGAGGGUGAACAAUCGGACUUUCAUGCCGAAUCGACACCAAAAUCAAUCUCAGCUGCCAGUAAUGCUGCCAAUGAUGACGCUGACACGGAUACUGAUCAAGGGAUUCCAAAUAAUGAUUCAGCAACCGGUGGUGCAGUCACAGAAGGAAGACACCAAGAUGGAAAAAAAGAAGAGAGAGCGGAGGAAAAAACACCUCUCAAAUCUGUCCCUAUCAUAAAUGAUACGGCGACGACUGGCGACAGUGACGGCAGCACCGCGGUCUCACACACAACCUCCCCUCUUUUGCUUCUUCUUGUUGUUGCGUGUGCGGCUGCUGCUGCGGUGGUGGCCGCGUGA